Candidula unifasciata is the source of this 3111-nucleotide messenger RNA. The record is from the annotation of a GenBank genome assembly. NCBI's taxonomy places the organism in Eukaryota, Metazoa, Mollusca, Gastropoda, Stylommatophora, Geomitridae.
AUGGCAUCUGGUGUUGACUUAUGGGUAAAUGACAAGUUGUAUGACAUCCUGGGUAUAUCUGAUAAGUACAUUUCCCAGUACUUUGUGGGACUGGCAUCAAAGUCUGAAAGUCCUGGCGAGUUUAUACAGCGACUCAAAGAUACAGGCACUGUUGACGUUGAUGAUAAAGUGUCAGCAUUUGCUUUGGAGUUGUUUCAUAAGGUUCCACACAAAGGGAAGAAAGAGAAGACCUUGACACUAGAGCAAAGAAAGACACGAGAGUUGGAGGAAAAGAACAAAACAUAUCAGCUGCUGGAUGAAGACGAUGACUCGGAUGAUGAUUCUGAUGAUGCUGAAGUUGAAACAUUUAAGGCCUCAAAGUUUACAUCGCGGGGCAAAAAUCUUCGAAAGAGGCGAAAAGCGUCUGAAAGUAGUGAGGAAGAAAUACCCCAGACAAAUCUUGAUGCUGACCAAUCAUCAGAAGAAUCUGAUUCAAGUGAUGAUUCAGACCCUGAUCAUGAAAGAAAACAAGAUCUGAAAGAAAGAGAUGAGUUUGCUAAACGGCUAAGGGACAAAGACAAAGACAAAACAAGAAAUAUUAUGUCAAAAUCGGAUAAGAAGGCCUUUGAAGAAGCUAGAAAGAGAUUGAAGUUAGAGCAGGAAGACCGCAAGAAAAUAAUUCCAGAACUAAGGGUAAAGUCCAGAAGAGAUUAUCUUAAAAAGAGAGGGAAAGACAAGCUGGAAGAUUUGGAAGCUGAUAUUGCUGAGGAGGAAUAUUUCUUUUCAGGAGCAAAAUUAACAAAGAGAGAACGUGAAGACCUGGAAUACAAGAAAAGAGUCUUGAAACUGGCAAAGGAACACAAAGAAGCAGGCGAAGUUGAGAAAGUUGAUCGCUACUACAUACCCCGGGAUGAUGUGAAACCUCAGGAGAAGUAUGUGGAAGACAGGUUAGAGAAAGGGCAGGGUUCGGAACAAAGCAGGUGGGAGGAAGAGCAUUUGAACGCUGCUCUGCUGAAAUUUGGUGCCAAAGAUGCAAAGGAGAAGAAAUCAAAGAAAUAUGAAGUGAUCAUGGAUGAGGAAAUUGAGUUUGUUCAGACCCUGAAAAUGCCAGGAACCAUCAAAGAUAAGGAAAGCUCAAGGGCUGUCAAAGAAGAAAAGAAAAUGUCUAUUGAAGAGACCAAGAAAAGCUUGCCUAUCUACCCGUUCAAGCAAGAUCUGAUACAAGCUGUUCGAGACCACCAGAUUCUGAUCAUCGAGGGGGAGACUGGAUCAGGCAAAACUACUCAAGUACCACAGUACCUCCAUGAAGCUGGAUUCACCAUGAACAACAAAAAAGUUGGCUGUACACAACCCCGAAGAGUUGCUGCAAUGUCCGUUGCAGCUCGCGUUGCACAGGAAAUGGGCUGGAAGCUGGGUAAUGAAGUCGGAUACAGCAUUCGUUUUGAAGACUGCACUUCAGAAAGGACCAUUCUAAAGUACAUGACAGAUGGUAUGUUACUGCGAGAAUUCCUGAGUGAACCAGAUUUGGCCAGUUACAGUGUGCUUAUUGUUGACGAGGCUCACGAAAGGACACUCCAUACCGAUAUUUUAUUUGGCCUAGUUAAAGACAUUGCCCGAUUCAGACCAGACCUGAAGCUGCUCAUCUCUAGUGCAACACUUGAUGCACAAAAGUUUUCAGAAUUCUUCGAUGAUGCUCCUAUUUUUCGGAUUCCAGGUCGGAGAUAUCCUGUGGAUAUUUACUAUACCAAAGCUCCUGAAGCGGAUUAUUUGGAUGCUGCUGUUGUAUCCGUGUUACAGAUCCACGUAACGCAACCUACUGGAGACAUUCUUGUCUUCCUUACUGGUCAAGAGGAGAUUGAAACAGCCAAUGAAAUGUUGUUAGAAAGGACUAGAAAGCUAGGGUCCAAAAUCAAAGAACUCAUUGUUUCACCUAUUUAUUCUACCCUACCUUCAGAGAUGCAAGCAAAGAUUUUUGAGCCAACACCACCUAAUGCCAGAAAGGUUGUGCUAGCAACAAAUAUUGCAGAGACUUCUCUGACCAUUGAUGGCAUCGUGUAUGUGAUUGAUCCUGGCUUUUGCAAACAGAAGAGCUACAAUGCCAGGACUGGAAUGGAGUCCCUUGUUGUUACUCCAAUCUCAAAAGCAUCAGCAAAUCAGAGAGCAGGAAGAGCUGGGCGAGUGUCGGCUGGCAAGUGCUUCCGCCUCUACACAGCCUGGGCGUACAAGAAUGAGCUGGAGGACAACUCCAUUCCGGAAAUCCAGCGGACGAACCUGGGCAAUGUUGUGCUGUUGCUGAAGUCUCUGGGCAUCAAUGACCUUUUGAACUUUGACUUCAUGGACCCACCUCCCCACGAGACGUUGGUCCUGGCCCUGGAGCAGUUGUACGCCCUCGGUGCCCUCAAUCACAUGGGGGAGUUGACUAAACUUGGACGGCGAAUGGCAGAGUUUCCUGUGGAUCCCAUGAUGUCCAAGAUGAUAUUGGCGUCGGAAAAGUACAAAUGCUCCAAAGAAAUUGUCACCAUUGCUGCAAUGCUAUCUGUAAACAACGCAGUUUUCUACCGGCCUAAAGAUAAAAUUGUGCAUGCAGACACAGCCCGUCAUAACUUCUUCGUCCCGGGUGGUGAUCACCUGACCCUCCUGAAUGUCUACACCCAGUGGGAGGAGACCGAUUAUUCGACACAGUGGUGCUAUGAGAAUUACAUACAGCAUCGGUCGAUGAAACGGGCUCGGGACAUCAGGGAUCAGCUGGAGGGCCUGUUGGAGCGUGUGGAGAUUGACAUGGUGUCGAAUCCCAGUGACACCCAGGCUAUCAGAAAGGCUAUAACUGCAGGAUAUUUUUACCACACUGUCCGACUGACAAAAGGAGGGCAGUAUAAAACAGUUAAAUCCCAGCAGACGGUGAUGGUUCAUCCCAACAGUUGCCUGUUUGAAGAGCACCCGAGAUGGCUGAUCUAUCACGAGCUUGUCUUUACCACAAAGGAAUUUAUGAGACAGGUGAUUGAGAUUGAAAACCUCUGGCUGCUAGAAGUGGCUCCUCAUUACUACAAGGCCAAAGAUUUGGAAGAUGGCUCUGGGAAAAAGAUGCCAAAGAAGCAGGGAAAAGCUAAAGAAGAACUUGCCAGAAAUUACUAA